ACAGACAUCUGUCACAAUCAGAGUGUAAAAUUUUGUGAUUAAAAACGUAAUUGUAAUUAUUUUUUUAAUAUUCCAAAAUGUCCUACGCAUACUUAUUUAAAUAUAUAAUCAUUGGAGACACAGGUGUGGGUAAAUCAUGUCUGUUACUACAAUUUACCGACAAACGCUUUCAACCGGUUCAUGAUCUAACUAUUGGUGUGGAGUUUGGAGCUCGAAUGAUCACAAUUGAUAGCAAACAAAUCAAGCUACAGAUCUGGGACACAGCUGGACAGGAGGCGUUUAGGUCCAUUACGAGAUCGUAUUACAGAGGAGCUGCAGGCGCACUUCUGGUCUACGAUAUUACUAGAAGGGAAACAUUUAAUCAUCUUACUACAUGGUUAGAUGAUGCAAGGCAACACUCGAAUUCAAAUAUGGUCAUAAUGUUGAUCGGAAACAAAAGUGAUCUAGAAAGUAGGAGAGAAGUUAUGAAAGAAGAAGGUGAUGCUUUUGCCCGUGAACAUGGUCUAGUUUUUAUGGAAACUUCUGCCAAAACAGCUGCUAAUGUUGAGGAAGCUUUUAUUAAUACUGCCAAAGAAAUAUACGAAAAGAUACAAGAAGGUGUUUUCGACAUAAACAAUGAGGCUAAUGGUAUCAAAAUAGGGCCUCAACAUUCCCCUACUAACCCAUCUUUACCUGGAUCAGGAGGUGCAGGAGGCUCACAAGGCUCAGGAUGUUGCUAAAUUAUAACAAAAUUUUUAUCCAAAGGAUCUGUUCUAACUAUAUGAACUAUCCUACUUAAGAAUGUGGUUAAGCGCAGAAAUUUACUAUUCAAAUUCUCGGCCUCUAAAAUCUCUUCUCAAUAUAAUGAAUUUUUAUAUAUUGAAAUAUUUAGUUAUAGGCCUUUAAGACUUUGAGCCAGCCGAGCUUUGAAUAAUAAAAUAUGUUGGUAUUGGGACUAGAUUUUAAAUUAUAACAUUAGGUCAAACUAAUUAAUAUUAUGAAUUAAAUAUUUAUUUUAACAUAUAAUAUUAAUAACAGAAUCUUAUUAAGAAAUGUCAACUAUAUUUCUGCAUUGGGUAGAAUUUUCUAAGUACAUUCUGAUUAAAUAGUAUCAUAUCGUUUCUAUAAUUUGAGAAACGAAACAUUCUUGUAUAUAGAUUGAAAAUUAAAUUAUCUUAAACUAAAUAUCUGUUUACUUGCAAUUUUACACUAGCGAUGAAAAUUACAGUUGUUCUACUGUCAAGUGACAAGCGCGAAAAUAUACAUUUAUUUUGUUACCGCUAUAUAUAGUUAACUACUACAAUAUAUUGCUUAUCGACGGUCGAUAUCGAUUUCAAACAAAUGCCGUCUUUAGUCCGAAGAGAUUAAGCUAUCUUGUAGACUUUUUAACCAAAUACUUAAGUCUUAGAAUACAUUGUGCAAAAUAAUUUAAAGUUCAUAAAGUUUUUCCUUUGUAUAUUUUACUAAUGCAGGUUCCCUUCAGUAUUUUUUCCAGAUUUUUUUUGAGUGAUAAAAUUAUUCAUUUGCAAUGAGUAAUUUUCAGUCACAGGCGCUGAUCCUUGAAAGAGACAUAUUUUCAGUGGGCGAAAUAUCUUUGGAAUCUACAAUAACACAUAAAAUGUUAUAUUGUAUUAGAUGUAAGUCAUAUCUAUUGCUUCAUCAUUCGAUCAUGUGGAACUGAGAAUUAUGGCUCUAUCGGAUUAAGUUAGCUAGUAACGGGAAGCAGUUUUAUCUCACCUGGGUGGAGAAAUUUUGGUUUAUUAAAAAUUAAUGAAUUAAAAUAAUUUCUAUCCUUGUGCGAUCGGUACUCACCGGAGGGACCGCAGACGUUCGGAUACAAUUAGCGUCUCUGACAAUGACGUCGACUUUGCUAAGUAUCAAGACAAUUACUCUACACACAUACUACACUAGGUACCUGACUGUAAAAAUUCACUGUACCAUGCCAAUGACCAUUAGUUGUCGACGCAUUAACUCAAUAAAAAAAAAACGGGAAGCAAUUUAUUACAGUUUCUUAGUCAGCUACAUAAUAUUUAGAUCCACAGUCCAGGUUACAUCCAGUCAUUCAUAUUCUAUUAACAUCACCCUUGCCUUUACAAUCCUUUGUGUAUCUUCAUCUAUUCCAAAUCAGUUUGCACUGCUUCUCUUGGUUUUUUAGUUUGAUACUCCUAAUGUUAUUAGGUAUUCCUUAAAUAUUGAUCUAGCUUGAAGAGACUGUUCUUAUUCUGUAAUUAACUUUUUUUCUCUAAGUCGUGCAUGACUUCAAUCUAAUCAUGUUUUAAAUGAAUUAUUUUUAUUAACCCUGAAAACAUUUUUACAUGUAGAAAUGUUAUAUAGUUACACAUUAAAAAAAUUAAAUUGCAAGCGAGGACAAAGAACGAAUUGGAAUGGGUGUCAGUGGUCGUGUUCUUACGUAUGUAUAAGCUGACAAAAAUUUUGUCCACUGUGGAGAUCGUGUUCAAAUUUAAUAAAAGCUGUGAUGCCACAAGGAACCAGUCCAGAAGAAUAUUAUUCUAUUAGACAUUCAAUAUCCAUAUAUAGUUUUAUGAUAAAUAAAAAUGUCCAAAAACUUUCCUGUCAUGCGAAUACACAGCAAUACCUGUCGUGUACUUACAGUGUUCAGUGUAAUCUCCUCAAGAUUAACAAUAAUAAGGCAUCCUUGUUGAAUUUUAUUAUGGUUUAAAUUAUUAAAACGUUCAUAACCUGUAACUGUUUACCAGAGAAUAUUUAAUAUGACAGGAUAAUCAACUAUUUUAGUUCUCUUCUAAGUCAUUCGAAUUUUUGAGAUUUAAUUCCUUCUAUCAAUAUUUUUAUUGGUCGUUUCCUUUUCCUAAUGUCUCCUAGAUUUGCACAUGACGAUUUUUUCAGGUAUUCACUGAUCCAUCAUUCGCUGCGCGUUAAUGUCAUUUAUUGUAGAAUUUUUCAUCUCAUAUUAUUAAAAUAUAACAAGUAGGAACAUUCCAUUUUACUAAUCAUUAUAUUAUAAAAUCUAAAUUACGAACUCGCCAAAUUAUAGAAUUCUUUUACAGUAUGUCUAUGUGAUUUGGAAUCGUAUAGAAUGUUAUUUAAGUCAUGCUACAUAAAAAACUCCAGCAUGGGAAACCGAUAUGAAAAUAAAGUUUUUACUUCAUUCAAAGAUAUCUUCUUUUUUGUGUAUGGUGCAAAGUAUUCCAAUCACUGCGAAGGGAUUUCUGUGUCCAUAUGUCUUUUAUGAGCUGCUGUUGUGCCAUUAUGGUAUCGUAGCCACUUUAUAUAGUUCAACUGCGAGAUCUAGUCCGGGUGAUUUGUUUCUGUCUUUUUUCUGUAAGGAUUAAUCGAAAAUUUGUAGCUUGUUUUCUGAUACAACUUUUAUCCAUUCACCAACAAAAAUCAAAUCAAAAAUGUGAACAUUAUAACAAAACCUAAUCGUUAUCAAGUUUUAACUUGAACUGAUUUUUUUUAAUGUAAUCUGCAACCUUAUAGAUGUUCUAGAUGUGACUAGACCAGAACUAGACAUGGUUAGGUUGUACAGAAAUACAAAUGCCAUCGGUCCCCAUCUACUAGUAUAUAAAGAAAACGUAUGUACAUAUUUUCUACCUAUGUAUUGCUUCAUCUUUCGAUCCAUACACAGUAAAAAUAAAUAUUAUCGCCGGGGAUAUAGUGUUUUUGGGAUUAACUAAAUAUUACAACAAAUGCAUAUAUGAAAACAGCUUGCAGAACAGAAACUCCUCCCAAAUUUUAUUCUUUUGACUUUGGCGCCUGAUAAAGGAAAUAUUAUUAGUCUCAAGAAUAUCUUAACAUGUUUUUUUAUUUAUGUAUAUUCGUAUUUAUUUGCCAAUGGUGUCUCGUCUAAAUCUUAUUGUUAACUUACUAACAGUUUGUGAUCAUAUCGUAAAGGGCACAAAACUAGGCUAUAACAUUUUAGAGUUUGAGAUAUACUUAAAAAUAACAUUUAGACCAAUAUGAAAAUCUUCUGUUAUUUCUUUAGAACACAAAAUCUUAAAAUAUUGAGGUUUAUUUUAAUAUUCACCAAUCGCUCACCUAAGUUCAGGAGCAUCACAAUAUUUACUGAUUAUGUAAACAAUAAUUCGUACAAUUCUAAUAAGUUUUAUAGACAGCAAAUAUCAAAAUGUGUCUUUGGACGAGCAAGCAUUCUCUACAUCAACUAUUUGGUACACGUAGUUUUACAAAAUUAAAGAAAUAACAAAAUCUAGCACUUAACUUUUUUGAUAAUAUAUCACAAAAAAACUUCUAUCAAACUAUUUUACUAUUUGGACAAAUUUAGAUGAAAUUAGUUUAUAAUCCACUAACAUUUUUAAUUUUAAUAUGCCCUACUAAAAUCGUGACGUUAUAUGAGGUGAUGGAGCUUAUUAGUAUUUCCAAAUAAACUUAAUAAUAUUUAAAAGCUCAAAAAAAGUAUUUUGUUUGAAAUUUCUUCAUGCAAUUGUAUAAAUAAGAUUGUCGACGUCAAUUCUUGUACAACAGUUUUUAAUAGAUUAUGGUGAAGACAUAAGAAGUUUCGUAGAAUCAGAUGCGUGGAAUAUGAAAUUACUCGACACACCUAACAGCAAGUGUCAUUUUUGGCUCUACACCAACAUUUAUUUACAUCGUUUAUUUAUGUCAAUUAAUGUCAUAUUACUAAAAAUGGCAUGCAUGCAAAUGCAAAAAACAUGUUUGGCAAAAAAAUUUUACAUUUACUUCAAUACCUUUAGAGCAUCGUUGGCAAGUCAGUUAAAAACUAAUAGCCUUGGUGUCAAAAAUAUGUUACCAACUUACUCUCUCAUUAUAUGCGUCAAAUCCCAUUAAGUUAAUAAUAAUUUGUGCAUUUUAUCUGAACAAGUUAAGUACGUGGCAACAUUUCCCGUUCUCUGUAUUAUCUACCGUGUUUUUAAAUAACUCUUGGCCACAUGCUUGUUCAUACUGUAUUAUUCUUUUGUUUAUUGUUUAAACUUAAGAUCCCUUGUAAAUAUAAUUCUGGGCAUACUUUUUAUAUGACAAUAUAUACAAAAAAAUUGCUAACGUGGAUCUUUUAUGUAAUUUUAAAAAAGUAUGACUUGAAAAUGGAUUUGGCAAGUAGGUGCAAUGCAGACAAAAUAAGGUGAAGAAUAAACCGAUAAUAAUUUUAGCUAGAGCAACUACCAAUUUUGGUGAAGUUUCGGUGCGCAUGUUUUACAAGUAGCAAUUUUGGGGUCUUAGUUAAGUAAAUCGUCGCGUAAAUAGAACAGAAGUGGGGCUAAUCCGUUUGAACAGCAUAUGACAUCAAUAUUUAGCAGUAAUUAAAGUAUCAUAUCUACUCUAAUAAAUGCUUACCGAUCUUUCAAUCGUUUCACCUGUGCCUGGCGACUCAAGAUAAAAAUGCAACAUUCGCGCAACCUCGUCAUAGUUGGCAACUCAUGAAAAUAUUUAUAUAUAAUAUAUAUAUUGUAUAUACAAGAAUUGAAGCGGGCACUCUUAAUUACAAUAAAUUUAAAAACAUCUAUACUUUAAGGGCUUUUACGUGAUAUUAAUAGUUCAUUCAUAAUAGUGUCUAAGCUUUACUAGGGACAUUUCAAAACUUCAUGAACCUUUGAAAUGCACAUUCCCGAAAAAAAUUAAUCCUAAAAACAUUAACUUUCAUAAUUUCAUAUUGAAUUCAAUAUAAAGUAUUAAGAAACGGCUGUUAGAAGAAAAACAAUACUCCUAACUCUUUUACUAAUGCAAAAACUAGUUUGACCAUGAGAAAACAUUGUAGACAAAUAAACGAUUUCAGUAAUGUCGGGUUUCAUAGUUUCAUUCGUAGAUUGACGUCACCAAAUGGGUGUCAGGUUCAUGAAAUUUUGUAAGACCAAUACCUCAUUUGACAUCAGACGUUAGUAGUCGAUUUCAAUCGAUCUAGGAAUUAAGCCACUGAUUACUAAUUAAUUACUUAUAAAAUGUAUACCCAAUACCGGCAUUAAAGUUAUGUGAUUGUAUGGACGUGUUGUAUAUUUAUAUAAUUUUACAUAUACUUAGCAGUCAAAUAUAAUAUAAUUAUUUUUGUUUUUAUGAAUACAUUAAUAUAUUUAAAUAGUUUUACUUUAUUGGAUUCAUGUUUUUGUUGUACAUUUUAUUUAAGGUGUGUUUUCUAGUGCAAAGAAAUAACAAUAUAUUCUUCAUUAAAAUAUAUUUCUUUUGUGUAAGCUUCUUAUCAAAUACAGCGUUAUUUCCAA
Messenger RNA from Diabrotica balteata, 6143 nucleotides. NCBI's taxonomy places the organism in Eukaryota, Metazoa, Arthropoda, Insecta, Coleoptera, Chrysomelidae. The record is from the annotation of a GenBank genome assembly.